AUGGGAACUUGAGCACAGUUUGGUCUACAAGAUGCAUCCUCCCCUCUUAUGGAGGAGCUCACAUACUUCCACGAUUAUGCAUUAAUUGUACUUACCCUCAUUACAAUACUAGUUUUUUAUGGGUUAGUUUCCUUGCUUGUAUCCUCUAAUACUAACCGAUUUUUCUUUGAGGGACAAGAGUUAGAAACAAUUUGAACAGUGAUUCCUGCUCUAAUCUUAAUCUUAAUUGCCCUUCCUUCCCUCCAACUCCUUUACCUAAUGGACGAGGUUAAAGACCCCUUCUUGACUAUUAAGGCGUUCGGUCAUCAGUGAUACUGAAGAUACGAGUACACGGACUUCAAAGACCUUGAAUUCGACUCUUAUAUGGUACCUACCUCAGACGUUUCCUUUGGUAACCCCCGCUUAUUAGAAGUGGACAACCGAUUGGUCCUUCCCAUGCAAAACCCCAUACGAGUUCUAGUGUCCUCUGCAGAUGUACUACACUCCUGAGCUGUUCCCUCCCUUGGAACUAAGAUGGAUGCAGUCCCAGGACGCCUCAACCAGACCACAUUCUUUGCAGCUCGCACAGGAGUGUUCUAUGGCCAGUGCUCCGAAAUUUGCGGGGCUAACCAUAGAUUCAUGCCAAUAGUUAUAGAGUCUGUGCCAUUUAAUACCUUUGAAAACUGAGUUACUCAAUACUUAGAAGAAUAA
This is a messenger RNA of Strongylocentrotus purpuratus (purple sea urchin), 690 nucleotides long. NCBI's taxonomy places the organism in Eukaryota, Metazoa, Echinodermata, Echinoidea, Camarodonta, Strongylocentrotidae. The record is from the annotation of a RefSeq genome assembly.